Trichoplusia ni (cabbage looper) is the source of this 1066-nucleotide messenger RNA. Its product is annotated as DNA-3-methyladenine glycosylase 1-like. The transcript has 2 exons. The record is from RefSeq and is a predicted model, not a curated record. Gene Ontology annotation, molecular function: DNA-3-methyladenine glycosylase activity. Lineage: Eukaryota; Metazoa; Arthropoda; Insecta; Lepidoptera; Noctuidae. The coding region runs from base 470 to 1045 and encodes 191 amino acids. Gene Ontology annotation, biological process: DNA alkylation repair; base-excision repair.
GUACUUUAUUUUUAGUAGCUUCCUUAUAGUCCCUUUUUAAAAAUUACUAUUGAUUUAAUAGACGAACUAAUGUAGUAACAGGGCUUUCGUCAACCACUCAAAUUAAUGUGCCUGAAACGUCAUUUUAUUCGAAAUCUCAUCUUAAUCGGUAACGUCGGUCGUCCGCGUCGCGCUCUGUUACUCUGUGGUUUAUAGUCAUUAAAAUAUAACACUGUCAUACUGAAAGGCAUACAACUGCCUGCGGAAUGCACUUUUGAAAAUUUGAAACAUUAUUCGUCUUUAGUAUUGUUUCGGAGAUAUUUAAGACGGUGAUACCAACAAGAAGCAAGCCUUGCCGGAAAAAGUUAACGUCCUCAAGUAAGAAAUUAUUUCGAUUAAUACAAUAAUAAUUGCUUGUAGUGUUACUAUUCAAAUAGUAAGUAUUUAUAAGAAAAUAAUAUUUAAGGUUUAUAUACCUAGAGUAAGAACAAUGGUCGAGGACAAAAUAGUUCGGUGUGCAUGGUUAACGAAAGACCCUAUUUACAUUAAAUACCAUGAUGAAGAGUGGGGAAGACCUGAAUACAAUAGCCAUCGACUAUUCGAAAUGUUGUGUUUAGAAGGACAACAAGCUGGCCUUUCUUGGAUAACUAUAUUGAAAAAAAGGAAAUCAUACCGACAGUUAUUCUUUGAAUUUAAUCCGUAUGAAGUAGCGAAACUACAAGAUGAAAACGUCGUAAAUUUGUCUCAAAUGUCGAGCCUUGUAAAACACAAAAGCAAAAUAGAAUCUAUUGUAAACAAUGCGAAAUGUUACAUAAAAAUGGAAGAAGAAGGUGAAGAUUUUUCGAAAUUUAUCUGGAGUUUUGUUAAUUACAAACCUAUAGUGAACAGAUGGAAAACUAACGAUCAAGUACCUUCACAAACUCUUACAUCUGCAACAUUAUCAUCUCGUCUAAAAGCAAAAGGCUUCAAAUAUGUUGGACCUACGACUUGUUAUGCUUUUAUGCAAGCUUGUGGCUUAGUCAAUGACCAUUUAACAACUUGUAUAAGUUAUAAGAAAUAUACUUGAAAUCUUACGUAGCCCAGUUUA